Telopea speciosissima is the source of this 638-nucleotide messenger RNA. RefSeq names its product CASP-like protein 1E1. Lineage: Eukaryota; Viridiplantae; Streptophyta; Magnoliopsida; Proteales; Proteaceae. Bases 32 to 607 code for a protein of 191 amino acids. The record is from RefSeq and is a predicted model, not a curated record. The transcript has 2 exons.
AAGAGAGAGAGAGAGAGAGAGAGAGAGAGAGAUGGUGGAUGGAAUGGAGAAUGGUGGAGGGAAGAAUACGAUGAAGGUAGCGAACGAAAGAAAGGUGAGAAGUUCAGAAGUGCUGCUUAGGUUUCUGGCACUUCUCUCUACUCUCAUCGCAGUUAUCGUCACUAUCGUUUCUGAGGAAACAGAGCUCGUUCCUGUCGUCGUUCUAGCUAACCUCCCUCCCGUAUAUGUUCCUGCAACUGCUAAAUGGCAAUACUCCUCCGCCUUCGUAUAUUUUCUAGUGGCAAACGUGAUAGCGUGUGCAUACGCAGCAUUAACGCUGAUGCUGUCGAUAAUGAAGGUGGCGGGGACAAAUGGAAUAGCAAUGGUCAUGAUCGUCUUUGAUCUCUUAGUGGUGGCGCUCCUCUUCUCCAGCAGCGGUGCCGCGGCGGCGAUAGGUGUCGUGGGUUACAAAGGGAACGUUCAUGUAAGGUGGGAGAAAGUGUGUGACAUCUUUGCUAAGUACUGUCGCUACACCGCUACUGCUGUUGCCGUCUCUCUCUUUGGAUCCACCGUCUUUCUUGUUCUGUUAGCACUCACGGCUUUGCAUCUCCGCAAGAAAUCUCUUUAGAUUAUUAAUAGCUACUUUUUUAGUUUAAUCU